CUUUUCUGUAACAGAUGGACAAUAUUUCAAGGGGACUUUUGCACUGCACCCCAAAGAAUUUUUGAUACUGUCAUCCUAAGAAUUCUCCUUUGGAUUCUCCUGUUUACAUCAUGGAAGAAAACUGUCUCCCAGGCCUGCUCUUCAGAGACCAAGAUUUCUCGUCGGAUCUCCUAAAGCAGCUGAACAUCUUGAGACAAAACAGAAUCCUAACCGACGUCCUCCUGUGCACCAACGACAUUGAAAUUCCCUGCCACAAGAAUGUCCUUGUCUCAAGCAGCCCCUAUUUCAAGGCCAUGUUCUGUGACAACUUUAAGGAGAGCAUCCAGGAAAAAGUCAACCUCCAAGGAAUGGACUCCAGCAUUCUGCAUUCGAUUAUCCUUUAUGUCUACACGGGAGAGAUUCUCAUGACCCCCGAGAACAUCCUGAGUCUCAUGGAGACGGCAUCCAUGCUCCAGUACAUGAAACUCUUCGAAGCUUGUUCAGCUUAUCUCCAGGAUCAGCUGUCUCCAGAAAAUUGCCUCAGUCUCAGCAGGCUUUCUGAAAUCCUCCAUUGUCGGGAUCUUAAUCAGAAAGCGAAAGAGAUGGCUCUGAGGUAUUUCCCUGAAGUAGCCACUUCUGAAGAUCUGAAAGAACUUUGUGUGUUAGAGUUGAUAGACUACCUUGGGAAUGACGAGCUUUGCGGAGAGGAGGAACAGGUUUUUGAGGCUAUCAUGGUCUGGGUAAGGCAUGACCUUCAAGCACGACAAGGCUAUAUUCAAGACUUGUUCCAAAAGGUGAGGCUUCAGUAUGUCCACCCAACCUUCUUCUUCCGCUUCAUAGCCAACGACUCCCUCAUUCAGUCAUCCCCCGCCUGUCAAAAUAUCCUAGAACUUGCAAAUAAGCAGAUGUUCUCGCUGUAUAGUGUCAGUGCCCCUGACGUCAAACCCUUCUGGCAUGUUCCGCGGCGCUAUUCAUGUCGGGAAUUCCUCCUCUUAAUCGGCGGUCGCAAAGACAAUCAACAAACGACCAGGGACGUCUUGCUGUAUGAUGAGAAAACAAAUCAAUGGUUGAGGCUUGCCAAGUAUCCAACCCGUCUCUACAAGGCCUCGGCCGUCAGUCUGCACAGUAAUGUCUAUCUUCUGGGGGGAAUUCCUGUAGGUAAUGGGAGGAACCAAGCCAGUAAUAACGUUUACAUCUUCUCUCUCAAACUGAAUCAAUGGAGGCCGAUAGAGCCCAUGUUCAUGGCACGCUAUUCCCAUAGAAGUGUGGCCUACAAAAACUAUAUCUUUGCCAUCGGGGGCAUCGGCGUGAACCAGGAAAUCUUAAAUUCCAUGGAGAGGUACGACAGCAUCUACAACGUUUGGGAAGCCAUGGCGAAUAUUCCCACUGCGACGCUGCAUCCUGCUGUAGCUGCCAAAGACCAAAGAAUCUACCUGUUUGGGGGGGAAGACUUGAUGCAAAACCCAGUCAGGCUAAUACAGAAAUGUGAAACACAAUUCAGCUACCUCGAAGAUGCUGCAUCAGGCCACGAAAGAGACAAUAGUGAUGAAUGUGCCACACUCAUCCUGGCCUGCUUAUUCUGCCAGUUUUGGGAGUUUCUGUUCAUGUUGCCCGACGUCUGUGAAAACUGGCUGAUCGAUACCUGCUGCCCUUCCCAUAGAUACUACCAAACAUCAAGCGACACUUCCAACAACGGUGACUGCAGCUGCAACUGUGACCUUGAUUGCAGCAUCCUUGAGACUUGUCAGGAAAGCGGAGAAUGUCUUGAACUGGCUCUGGAAAUCUCACAAGUCUGUUAUCACUAG
Thamnophis sirtalis is the source of this 1784-nucleotide messenger RNA. The record is from RefSeq and is a predicted model, not a curated record. Lineage: Eukaryota; Metazoa; Chordata; Lepidosauria; Squamata; Natricidae.